Molecule: messenger RNA, 1092 nt
Organism: Trichoderma asperellum CBS 433.97
Lineage: Eukaryota; Fungi; Ascomycota; Sordariomycetes; Hypocreales; Hypocreaceae
Source: RefSeq, a predicted model, not a curated record
AUGGAUCCCAAUCAGAAAUUCUAUCGCCACUUUCGCGAUUCCAUCGAAGUUCUUCAAGAUCAGAUUGGCCAAUUAACUCAUUUAUCUGGGGUCGGGGGCGAACGACAAGAAGCUACAGACCACAUUCUCGCAGGUAUUAGCAAGCUUCAGAACGAAGUUGCUGAUGCUGCCGAAUUCACUCCUGCAUACGAUCGUCGCCAAUACUCAGAAGCAAUCAAAAGUCUGCAAGAUAAGCUCAAUGAAACACUGGCCAAAGUAGCUCCAAAAUCGCGGUUCCAAUUCAGACGUACGGGUACAGACCACGUCGACAUGGGCGCUCCAGAAAACGACCCGAGAUUGAAUCCUGGCAGCUUAUCUCGACGCCCACAUGACCCAAAAGACGCACCGGGAGCGACGACGAGAGACAUUUCAGACGAGGCCGACGAUAUCGUAGGAGAUCUGUCGCCCAAACAAAAAGACUAUAACCUCGAGCUGGCCAAUUCAGACCCUUCAUCAAUCCGCAAGCCAAGCUUCUCUGCUGCUCAAAAUAUUGGCAUCUCCGAUCAGACCGGUCUCCACAUCAUACUUCCAUCCUCGGCCUCGCGAGCUACGUCAGCAGGUUGGCUUCGGGACCUCAAGGACUGUGUUAUUGACCUUUCAAUACCCACAGCCCAAGGAGCCCCAUUCCCCGGUCUUAUGCUUAAAAAUAUCGAUAGAUGCCUUAUUGUGACCGGUCGUGUCAGUGGUCCCGUACACAUCAACGAUGUGUCCAACAGUACUCUUGUCGUUAUAGCGCGACAAGUUCGCAUUCAUGACUGCAAAAAUGUCAACAUCUACCUGCAUUGCGCCAGUCACCCGAUCAUUGAAGACUGCUCAGGCAUGCGUUUCGCCCCUCUUCCGUCAUGCUAUCUGACGGAAGCCGAUAAAUCAACUGAGAAUCAGUGGGACCAAGUUGAUGAUUUCAAAUGGUUAAAGACAACUCAGAGUCCGAACUGGACCACUUUAUCUGAAGCCCAGAGGCUUGACGAGGAAGUGUGGACAAAGAUUGUACCGGGAAAACCAGGCGUCAGUGUGGAGGGGAUACUGAGCAAGGUUGGGAUUCCGCCAAAAUAG